Molecule: messenger RNA, 774 nt
Organism: Cyphellophora attinorum
Lineage: Eukaryota; Fungi; Ascomycota; Eurotiomycetes; Chaetothyriales; Cyphellophoraceae
Exons: 1
Coding region: 1-774 (257 amino acids)
Source: RefSeq, a predicted model, not a curated record
AUGGGAGGCUUUCCUUCUCCACUGGUACGCGUCGUCGAGUACGCCUUGUCCUCGCCGACUAUCAUGCGAAUCACAGACAUCGUCCUUACGAGUGCCCUAUUCAUGAUUUUCGUCGCUGCUGGAUUUUGUAUGGUUGAUUUCAUUAAGCACUUGCGUGCUUGGCUGCAGGAGGAGUGGGAGGCAGCACGAGAGGAGGAGGAGAGAGGCUGGGAGCUGGAGUUAGCGAUUAAGGAGAUGGAGUUGCAGCGUAUGAGGGCUGUUGCUGCGCGAGAUGAUGUGAGGGAGGAUCAGCUUGCAACGCUGGAGGAGAAGGGAGAAGAAGACAAAGCCCCCGUUGAAGGAGAAGAGGAAGCCGAGGAGCUGGAGAAAGCGGAGGAGGAACCCGAGCAGGAGAAGGAACAACAAGCGGCGGAGCGCACCGAGAAGGAGACCGGACAGCACGACGAGAAGGUUGUAGAGCACCGAGAAGAGCAGCUACAGCAGUCGGAAAUGAAUGAUACCGCCGCGGACCCUGAGAAGCACCUCGAGCAGAAGGAGGAAGAGCAGCAUCCAAACACAGGCGCUGGCCUCUCUACGCGACAUGAGGAUCGCAGCCACAGCUUGUACCGCGCAUAUCCCUUCAUCAACAUGGACGAUCAUGAGUACGACUCCGACGAACGAGACGAGACAUACGACGGCACACACGCGUGCCCGGCGCUGUGGGAACGAGAGUACUUGCGUCGUGAGCGGAGAAGCGAGGAACGUGAGGAGGCGAGGGACUGGGAUUGCUGGUAG